This is a messenger RNA of Symbiodinium sp. CCMP2592, 459 nucleotides long. Lineage: Eukaryota; Dinophyceae; Suessiales; Symbiodiniaceae. The record is from the annotation of a GenBank genome assembly.
AUGACUCCCUUGGGCGCCGCUUUGUCCGUGGUGGCAAGCUGCUGGCGGUUCUUGCGAGCAUCCAACCCCGAUCAGCAAGGGGACUUGCUUACGAUGGACUUCAUGUCCUUCUCUCUUGCUUUCGGCUGGCGACGGGAGAACGGGCUUAUCGAAGGAGGCUUGGACGACGAGCUCAUGGUGUCUAGGCGCCUUGCUGACGGCAAGUGGCUUCCUUGGUCAGCCGUCGGCAGUGGUUGGCGCCGUGUGGGUAGGGUCAGCCCGUUGCUUGUCGGUACGAGUGUCGAGUUCGCGGUCCUUGGGCCGGGCUCGCCUUGGCGUGAAGCUCGCUUUGGGGAGGAGCACCUCUGGGACCACAAGCCUUUGCUCUUGAACGGCGCCGUGCUUCCGUACCGUGAGCGCACGUCCUGCCUGACUGGUCUGCUGACGUGGCUAAGGCUUGGGAAAAGCUGCCGGCUCUGA